GGUUUCGCUGCCAGGGGGCGUCACUGAGCAGCUCAGGCAGGUGGAACAAGCCCCUUCAGUUUCAGUGUGGUGAGCCUGCUGCACAAGACGCAGCGAGGCGCACUGAAGUGCAGGUGGAGCAGCGGAAGUGUGUCCAAACACCACGAAACACACAGGAAAAACAAUUUUACUGUUCGAGCUUCUUUUUGUGGUUCGUGAAGUGAAGGCGAGCGGAGUCGCCGGUGGGAUCCGCGAUGUCCGGCGCAGUUUGUGGGCGGGAUGGGAAGAGCAGAGGAGGCUUUAAAUCAAGACGCUCAAACCUCGCUGGUGUGUGUUAAUUGCUACCUGAACGCAGUUGAGCAGCAGUUGAGGGUCGAGGAGAGGGUUUGGUGUCAACUUUAAAAACAAACAAGAAAGAAACCUCCUGUCCGCUGGAGAAGACGGUGGAUGUUGCGCCAUGGGCAUGAAGACAAGACUUCGGGCCAUGCUGAUGUUAAUAUGGAUUUGUCAAGGUGACGCCCAGGCGGUGGAGAUUCCCAGAGGGGAGAUGGAGGUGGUCAAGGGCCAAAUGGUGGUGCUGCAUGCCUGGUACAGCCCCAACUCGGACAUUUCCAAAAACUCUGUCACUUGGCAAUUCUUUGGAAAUGGAUCCAAGCCGGUGAUAAACUUCAGCUCAGGUCAGGUCGGGUAUGGCCAGAAUGAGUUCACCAAAAGAGUGGGCUUCAGUGUGUCCAUGCCAUCAGCCAACCUCUCCUUCUACAUCAACAACACCCAGGAGUCUGACUCAGGACUCUAUGUCUGCAUCGUCAUCAUCCCCGGAGCUCCUGCCAUCUCCGGAGAGAUACGCCUUAAUGUCAAAGUCCCUCCUUCUCCACCCGUGUGCACCAUGACAGGGAACCCGGUGGUGAAGGGCAACGUGACUCUGAGCUGCAAGUCCAGUCAUGGAAAACCUGUCCCUCAGUACAAAUGGACCAAGGCUGCACCCAUGUCUGAGGUCUUCUUCUCCCCAAUGCAGAAUGAGAGACACGGCACCCUCAGGCUCAGCAACCUCACUAAAAGCAUGUCAGGGAAGUACAUCUGCCGAGCCAGCAACACUGCUGGCUCCGACAGCUGCUCCAUUAACCUGGAGGUUAUCACCUCUUCCAAUGCAGGCGUGAUCGCAGCGGCUACACUGGGGUCGAUAGUGGGACUGAUGGCCAUGGUGCUCUUCCUUAUAUUCAUACUGAGAAGGAGGCGGGACACUGAGGAGGAGAUAGCCAAUGAGAUCAAGGAGGACGCUCAGGCACCAAAGCGAGUGUCUUGGGCAAAGAGUAACACCGGCUCAGACAUUGUGUCCAAAAACGGCACGCUGUCCUCCAUAGCCACCAGCCCUCGUCCCCGAGACCCCCACCAGCCGAACUUCCACUACCCGUACUCCCCCACAUCGGCUUCAGACAGCUCGGUCAUCAACGCCUACCAGCUGCGACCCGGAGAAGCCAACACGUUACAGGGACUUCCUGGUUACAACAUCGGAGGCACCCCGUCGCGAAAACACAGGCGACCCGCCAGUACAAACGGAGGCCCUCCGCAGGUCCUGAAGAGCCCCGCGGUCGCCAUCCCCAACAGGACUGAGGGGGCUCAGCCUCAGAUGCCACCCCCACUCACUGUGUCACCACAAAUCAGCUCCUCCACUCUGACACGCAUGGGAGCUGUCGCGGUCAUGGUGCCUGCUCAAAGCCAAGCAGGCUCACUGGUCUGACCAGCAGAAGCAUCUCGGUAGGGAAUUAAAGGACAGCGGUUAUGGAUGGGGAGAAAAGUAUGCCUUGAAAUGGAGAAGAACUUCCUCCACGAAGACCUGAGAGGUAGGGAGGAGGGAAAACGUCUCAGAAGGUGGUUUGUGCUCCUAUUGCACAAAAUCUCCCUUCAGAUUGUAAAUUUAGUCCAGUGUUAAGUUUCUUUUUGUAUGCUGCGUAUCUGGCUCGCUAAAGAGAAGUAUAUUUUUAUUGACACGCUUCUAAAGAGAUCUUCAAAAUGGUGUCCGAUGGCGUUCAGAUUUGCUUGGCGGCAUAAGCAUAUAAAGCCAGUUAUUUCGAGUGUUCAUGCGGUGUGUCUGGAUAUGGUAAACCACAGUGAGCAGUUCAGUCAGCUUAGAGUUUUGCACUUCUUGGUAAAAUAUGACAUUUUGGCUAUAUUUGUAUCAUCCAUGGGCACUUCACGACUUCACGUCCUCACUGCACGUCGCUGUGUGAGGAUCACUUCUGGUCACGUCUCUCAGGCUAACUGCACUAGUUAAGAGCAAAAACCCAGCAAAGUCACAAGUCAGGUAUUUCAACGUUAUCUUCAAAAUGUCUCGCUUUCUUUGAACCGCGUUUACUGGUGUUCACAUGGAGGUGUUUUUUGUUUUGUUUGUUUUUUUUUAAAUUCAACUUACUGGGAUAAUGUCAGUGUCUGCUGAGAGUACGUACUUUAUGAGUAUAUUGCCUGUUAUGGUAGAUGGAAUAUAACCAAACUAGUGUAUACAACAUUGUUGAAGUUGAUGGUUUCUGACUAUUUUGUUCAAAGGUGCUUUGUAUAACUCGAUAUAAUUAAACAAGCGGUCACUGAUUUGUUUUAUUGUAAGUACACUAAACUUGGUGACGUGUUGACUCCGAAUGGCAACAUGUAGCACUUUGACUGCUUGUUGACAGUUUUUUGUUUUGUUUGUUUGUUUUUUUUGUUUUGAAAGAAGUGUCGUGGAGUGUUUGAUUUCAGCAUGAAUGACUCCUACAAACUUAUUAUUACUCAUACAAACCAUUCAUAGAUAAUGUAAAUAACAGCUCCCUAUUGGGUGCCAAUAAAAAGGAUGAUUUCUUGUA
Molecule: messenger RNA, 2813 nt
Organism: Scatophagus argus
Lineage: Eukaryota; Metazoa; Chordata; Actinopteri; Scatophagidae
Gene: esamb
Product: endothelial cell adhesion molecule b
Exons: 7
Coding region: 437-1717 (426 amino acids)
Biological process (GO): homophilic cell-cell adhesion
Cellular component (GO): adherens junction; plasma membrane
Molecular function (GO): cell-cell adhesion mediator activity
Source: RefSeq, a predicted model, not a curated record